AUGUCGAAAGGACCAUCAGUGGGCAUUGAUCUGGGCACCACCUACUCCUGCGUGGGCGUCUUCCAGCAUGGCAAGGUCGAGAUCAUCGCCAACGACCAGGGCAACCGCACCACGCCGAGCUACGUGGCCUUCACCGACACCGAGAGGCUCAUCGGCGACGCCGCCAAGAACCAGGUGGCCAUGAACCCCACCAACACGGUCUUCGAUGCCAAGCGCUUGAUCGGCCGCAGGUUCGAGGACGGCGUGGUGCAGUCGGACAUGAAGCACUGGCCCUUCAACGUCAUCAGUGACGGCGGCCGCCCCAAGGUGCAGGUGGACUACAAAGGCGAGACCAAGUCCUUCUACCCUGAGGAGGUCUCCUCCAUGGUGCUCACCAAGAUGAAGGAGAUCGCCGAGGCCUACCUGGGCAAGACUGUAUCAAAUGCUGUUGUAACCGUUCCAGCUUACUUCAACGACUCUCAACGUCAGGCGACCAAAGAUGCGGGCACAAUUGCUGGGUUGAACGUUCUUCGAAUCAUCAAUGAGCCCACGGCUGCCGCCAUUGCCUAUGGCUUGGACAAGAAGGUUGGUGCCGAAAGGAACGUGUUGAUCUUUGACCUUGGUGGUGGCACUUUUGAUGUGUCCAUCCUCACAAUAGAAGAUGGGAUCUUUGAGGUGAAGUCCACUGCCGGAGACACCCACUUGGGUGGUGAAGAUUUCGACAACCGAAUGGUUAACCACUUUGUGGCCGAGUUCAAGCGCAAACAUAAGAAGGACAUCAUCGAUAACAAGCGGGCGGUCCGUCGUCUGCGCACUGCCUGUGAACGCGCCAAGCGCACCCUGUCGUCCAGCACACAGGCCAGUAUUGAGAUCGACUCUCUCUACGAAGGCAUCGACUUCUACACCUCCAUCACCAGGGCCCGCUUUGAGGAGCUGAACGCAGACUUGUUCCGAGGAACCCUGGACCCAGUGGAGAAGUCUCUCCGCGAUGCCAAGCUCGACAAGGCCCAGAUACAUGAUAUUGUACUGGUAGGAGGGUCCACCCGCAUUCCUAAGAUCCAGAAGCUGCUGCAAGAUUUCUUCAACGGGAAGGAGCUGAACAAGAGCAUUAACCCUGAUGAGGCUGUGGCCUACGGUGCAGCUGUGCAAGCGGCCAUCUUGUCGGGAGACAAGUCUGAGAACGUACAGGAUCUCUUGUUGCUUGAUGUCACCCCCUUGUCAUUGGGUAUUGAGACGGCUGGCGGAGUCAUGACCGUAUUAAUUAAACGAAACACCACCAUUCCCACCAAACAGACCCAGACCUUCACCACCUAUUCGGACAACCAGCCUGGAGUGCUGAUUCAGGUUUAUGAAGGCGAGAGGGCUAUGACCAAGGACAAUAACCUCCUGGGGAAGUUUGAGUUGACUGGCAUUCCUCCAGCGCCACGCGGGGUGCCUCAGAUCGAGGUAACGUUUGACAUCGAUGCCAAUGGCAUCCUAAACGUGUCUGCUGUGGACAAGAGCACUGGCAAGGAGAACAAGAUCACCAUCACGAACGACAAAGGCCGAUUGAGCAAGGAAGAUAUUGAGCGCAUGGUCCAGGAAGCCGAGAAAUACAAAGUUGAGGAUGAAAAGCAACGGGACAAGGUAUCCUCCAAGAAUUCCCUGGAAUCUUAUGCAUUCAACAUGAAGGCCACCGUGGAGGACGAGAAGCUGCAAGGGAAGAUCAGCGAUGACGAUAAGACGAAGAUCUUGGAGAAGUGCAACGAAAUCAUUGCCUGGCUGGAUAAGAAUCAGACUGCUGAGAAGGAGGAGUUUGAGCAUCAGCAGAAGGAGCUGGAGAAAGUGUGCAACCCGAUCAUUACCAAGCUGUACCAGGGUGCUGGUGGUAUGCCAGGUGGAAUGCCGGGUGGCAUGCCCGGUGGCUUCCCCGGAGCAGGCGGGGCUCCAGCUGGCAGUGGUGGCUCAUCCGGCCCCACCAUUGAAGAAGUCGAUUAA
This is a messenger RNA of Ailuropoda melanoleuca (giant panda), 1956 nucleotides long. RefSeq names its product heat shock cognate 71 kDa protein-like. The record is from RefSeq and is a predicted model, not a curated record. Lineage: Eukaryota; Metazoa; Chordata; Mammalia; Carnivora; Ursidae. The transcript has a single exon. Gene Ontology annotation, molecular function: ATP binding; ATP-dependent protein folding chaperone. The coding region runs from base 1 to 1956 and encodes 651 amino acids.